Kwoniella botswanensis is the source of this 483-nucleotide messenger RNA. RefSeq lists its product as uncharacterized. The record is from RefSeq and is a predicted model, not a curated record. The transcript has a single exon. Lineage: Eukaryota; Fungi; Basidiomycota; Tremellomycetes; Tremellales; Cryptococcaceae. The coding region runs from base 1 to 483 and encodes 160 amino acids.
AUGGCUCUACCGAAUCCCCCUCCUUAUCCACCACCACAAUCAUCAACAUUAUAUCACCUUGAUUCACCACCAUCAACUAACGGCACCACCUCUACCGCUCCUGCACCAUCCGUCCAAUCUCUCCUGGAUCAACAGUUGACUAUCACCCUACUCGAUCGUCGAACGAUUAUAGGCUACUUGAUCUGCAUAGACCACGAUCAGAACUUCAUCCUGAGAGAUUCAGAAGAAUACAAACCCCUUUACCCCAAACCUAUCGAACAGCUUAGCUCGGAGGAGAUAGAGAAGUGGGAUGAGGUGAGACGGAAUAGGAUCGAAUAUUGGCCUAGAUCCGAUCCUGAUGUCGUCAAUUCCACGGACACCGCCCUUGAGCGAGGGUGGGGAGGAAGGAAUGUAGGGUUAGUUUGUAUAAGGGGAAAGGAUAUUGGGAAGGUAGAGGCGGAUAAAGGCGUUUGGAAAGGGUUAGGUCGGGGUAUGAAGGUUUGA